Molecule: messenger RNA, 1129 nt
Organism: Amyelois transitella
Lineage: Eukaryota; Metazoa; Arthropoda; Insecta; Lepidoptera; Pyralidae
Product: glycine N-methyltransferase
Exons: 6
Coding region: 227-1102 (291 amino acids)
Biological process (GO): regulation of gluconeogenesis; one-carbon metabolic process; S-adenosylmethionine metabolic process
Cellular component (GO): cytosol
Molecular function (GO): identical protein binding; glycine N-methyltransferase activity; S-adenosyl-L-methionine binding
Source: RefSeq, a predicted model, not a curated record
AGAGUUCACACAGUAUUUAGCGGCAUUUUAUCUCGAGUUAUAUCGAUGUUGGCUCGCAGAAUCUCUCAGUCGGUUCUAUACUCUUCAUUGGUUUACAUCACUAGUUAAUGGUACCUAGGUGUGGUAAAUCGAUUUCAGAUUUCUGUUUUUACAUACAAGUAUCGAUACUCGAGUGAGAUUGUGCUGAAAAAUACUGUGCUUAGAUAAGAAUUUCAUAAAGUAAACCAUGUCAGCAGACAAAGUAUUCUACUCCCGGUCAGAGGGCAUUCCCUCAGAGGGAGUGAAGGACCAGUACGCCGACGGGAAGGCCGCAAGGGCCUGGAACAAGUUCAUAGGAGACAGUAACCAACGCACCCAGAACUAUAAGGACUUCCUCAUCGGUUUGCUGAAGAAACAUGGCUGCAAGCGUGUCCUUGAUAUAGCCUGUGGAACUGGGAUAGAUUCCAUGAUGCUUGUUGAAGAAGGAUUCAAGAUGGUAUCAAUAGAUGCAUCCGACAAGAUGUUGAAACAUGCUUUAAAAGCGCGUUGGGAGCGGAGAAAGGACCCGAAAUAUGACGAGUGGAUAAUCGAAGAAGCCAACUGGGAGACAUUGCCUCAAGACAUCAACGCCUUCCUCCCUGGUGUUACCUUCGACGCCGUCAUCUGCCUAGGGAACUCCUUCGCCCAUCUUCUGGACGAGUACGAAGACCAGAGGACCCAGAGGAUGUGCCUGAAGAACUUCGCCAAGUGCCUCAAACCCGGAGGUCUGCUGUUCAUAGACCAUAGGAAUUAUGACGCCAUGAUUAAUAGUGGGGCAACGCCGGGGCACUCUAUUUAUUAUAAUUGCAAAUAUCCAGUAGACAUCAAGACUUCAGUGUUGGUUGUCCGAGGAAAACCUGAACUUGUAACCUUGGACUACUGCUUAGAUGGGGCCCUUGGUGAUGGUGAAAAGAGUGACUUCCGACUGUGCUAUUACCCUCACAAAUUAGAGAGGUUCACGGAGAUGUUGCAUGAGGCGUUCGACAAUCGCGGGAAGCACCAGCUCUUCGCAGACUUCAAGCCCAUAGACCAGGUGCCCGUGCCCGGCUUUUACAUCCACGUGAUGCAGAAGGGAAAAGACUGAAUGUUAAAUAAAUGUUACUGUUUGUUA